Molecule: messenger RNA, 1602 nt
Organism: Penicillium manginii
Lineage: Eukaryota; Fungi; Ascomycota; Eurotiomycetes; Eurotiales; Aspergillaceae
Product: ssDNA-dependent ATPase MGS1
Exons: 1
Coding region: 1-1602 (533 amino acids)
Biological process (GO): regulation of DNA repair; DNA repair; DNA-templated DNA replication
Cellular component (GO): nucleus
Molecular function (GO): single-stranded DNA helicase activity; ATP binding; enzyme activator activity
Source: RefSeq, a predicted model, not a curated record
AUGGUGUCCUGUCCGAUUUGCAGCAAGUCUGUUCCACAAUUAAAGAUCAACGAUCACAUCGAUUCCGAUUGUCAGAGCUUCUUGGAAGACCCAUCGUCCUCUCCCGGAGAUCAGCCCUCCCAAAAAGGGCCAGUUCCCAGCAUUUUUCAACCGCCCUCUGCUCGGAAAGCAUCUUCUCAACCCAAUGUCCCCAAAGAAUCCCCCUCACGCUCCACCGUACCGACACCGCGCCCUCUGAAUGGCAAACGAUCGUUUAUGCAAGAGACACCGCCGAGAGAUAAGGAUACAUCAACGCAAUCAAAUGGAAACGGUACCGAACCGCAAGCUAAGCGCCCGAAGGUGAACGCUUUCUACAAAGCAGCUCCACUUGCUGAGCGGAUGCGACCUAAAACCCUGGAAGAAGUUUGCGGUCAGGAGCUGGUUGGGGAGAAUGGCAUUCUUCGGGGACUCAUCGAGCAGGACCGAGUUCCUAGCAUGAUCUUGUGGGGAGGUGCUGGAACAGGAAAGACCACUAUCGCUCGGGUGAUUGCUUCACUAGUCGGGAGUCGCUUUGUCGAGAUUAACAGCACAAGUAGUGGCGUUGCGGAGUGCAAGAAGAUCUUCUCCGAAGCUCGUAGCGAACUGGGUCUGACAGGUCGGAAAACCAUCAUCUUCUGUGACGAAAUUCACAGGUUUUCGAGGAGUCAGCAAGAUUGCUUCCUUCCGGGGGUUGAGUCCGGACAGGUGACUUUGAUCGGUGCGACCACCGAAAACCCAUCCUUCAAGCUUCAAAAUGCACUCCUUUCUCGCUGUAGGACAUUCACCCUAGCCAAACUUACCGACGAGAAUGUUGAGGCAAUUUUGAAACGCGCAUUGAAGGUCGAAGGCCCAAAUUACAACCCUACAGAGCUGGUAGAUGACGAACUCAUUCGCUAUCUGGCCCGAUUUGCUGAUGGGGAUGCCCGAACUUCCCUCAACCUUCUAGAACUUGCCAUGGAUAUUUCCAAGCGACAAGGAAUGACAAAGGAAGAUCUCAAGGGCUCUCUAACUAAGACGCUUGUCUAUGACCGGGCCGGGGAUCAACAUUAUGAUACGAUAUCCGCUUUCCACAAAUCUAUCCGGGGAAGUGAUCCAGAUGCGGCUUUAUACUACCUGGCACGUAUGAUCCAAUCUGGAGAGGAUCCCCUUUACAUUGCUCGACGUCUCAUCGUCGUGGCAUCGGAGGAUAUCGGUCUUGCGGAUAACACCAUGUUGACUCUAGCCACUUCGACACAUGCCGCCGUGGAGAAGAUCGGUCUACCAGAGGCACGUAUCAAUCUUGCACAUGCGACUGUUGCUAUGGCACUUUCAAAGAAGAGCACUCGGGCUUAUAGAGCAUUAAACAAUGCCUUUGCUGCUCUCGGCGAGCCAGGUGUAGCAGGACUGCCAAUUCCAAUUCACCUGAGAAACGCCCCCACAAAGCUAAUGAAGGAGCUCGGCUAUGGGAAGGAGUACAAGUACAACCCUCAUUACGUUGACGGUCAGGUGGAACAGGACUACUUACCUGAAAAGAUCCUUGGGCGAACUUUCUUGGAGGAUUUGGACCUGGGCACGCGACGAGACCCUGGUCGAUGGUCUAUGUAA